AUUGUUCCUCAGACAAUAAGCAACAAGCAGAGUUUAGAAUGUGUACACACGCUAAUAAAAGCUGGAUUUGGUUGUAUAGCAUAUUUGAGGGGUCUUCUACCCGCCGAGAACUUCGGUGAAUAUCGACUUUCGUCUCAAAACAAUGGACGAGCCUCUUCUUCCUCUGGUUCUUUCUCUUCAGACGGAACUACCGGACUGAACAUCAGCGGUUUCAAGUUUAUGACCCUCAACCGAGGUUUCACUAAUGAAGGGGAUCGUAUAAUUGACUACCUGGAGAACGGCAUAUUUGAAGCCAUAGACAAGCAAUACCUCCGGAAAGUUAUAUUCGGCAUCUACUUGGACAGCAAAGAUCCCAAUAACAUUGUGGAGGCUUACACCUUCAAUUUUCAGUACCACAAGCUGCCUGGAAGCCACACCGCCAUACCGAUCAUGACUCUUGGAGAUCAAUUGUCGAAGAUGUCUCUUGCGCGCCCAGAUCCUGUUUCUGACGCUCUCAAGAAAGGGAAGCUGCCAACUCUUGGGGAGGUUAAAAGGAAAAACCGUUACGGAAAUUUCAAGUUAUUCUUCAACGAAGAUGCCCCAGAUGACUAUCAGCCCCCUCAUUUCCAGGCGGCAGAUGCCGAAGCUAACAAAUGGUUUUUUACCACCCAUGUGGCGAAUGAAGUGCCAGAACGAACGAGUAUCGGCCAAGUGAACGCAGGAUGGCAUGGCCUCGACAUGAAAGUGGUCUCAGUAUCAUCGUAUCUUCCUUCUAUAUCAGAAGACAACAAUGCGCCAUUCGCAGGUAUCACGUCUCACACAGCCCCGAGGUUGACUCCAGUUGAAGAGGCAAGAAUCAGAGUAGAGGACGCACAGUUGCAGAAGAAAGAUGCGUUGGAACGCAACAUCGUCUGGAGCGCAGACGAAGACGAGGAUGCCGAAGGUGAAAUGGUAAUCGACGAAGGCAUUGUUUUGUGCAGGUUCGGUGGUGAUGUAGUCAUGACCCCCGUCGGUAUACGCAACGAAGAUGGAGGGGUUCAACCAUUCCCUCAAGUCAAUGAUACUUCGUCGCGCGCUCAUGUCCAGUAUGGCGGUAUAUCGGAGUCGACCCCGAUAUGCGUCGGAGACUUGAACAUUAAAAAGGCCGCUCAUGACAUUGAGGAAACACAGCAGAUCCCAGCUACUCAGGAGAUUGUUAUGGGGUCGCCGAUACUCGCUCCUUCACCGAACAAGGCCCCAUCCUUGCCUCCUUCUGAUGUUGCCUUUUCCGCUUCGGCUAUUUCAACUCAAGAGGUUGAUACUCAGUACCUCCAGGAUCUACUUGGAAUGAGGAAUGGUGUGUCGACUGCACCUGAUUUAGAGAUGUUAGAUAUGGAGACGCAGGUCCUGGAAGCGUCUGGACCAUCCUGCAAUCUAGGUACCACUGGUCCGCAGAUCCCUCGUAACAACCGUUCCAAGGGCUCCAAGCAGUUGAUAGAUGAAGGCCAACUUGGCUGUGACUGUGGGAUAUCGGUGCGUACGCAGCGAAAUGGAAAGAAACACAAAUUGACGAUGCUUCUCUACUGUGUGAAGGUGGUUGCAACCGUUGGUUUCACAUAUCACGGUGCACAAGACAAGCGUCUCCCUGCUGAAUUUAUUUGCUUUGAUUGCCGUCUCCGCGGCUCCCACGAGUGGGACAUUAUCGCGGGGAAGAUUCAUGAUGAUAUCAUUGCCCGAUACAAAGACCUAGCCCUUUUCAGGAGGGCUAUUAAAAUUUAUGAAGUGUAUCAGCCAUCUUCGGCGUCGCUAUUCAGGGUGCACACUGGGUGCGACACUGCACUGGUUGGUCAGCUUCUGACGAGGCUAGAAGAGGAAGGCUUUAUUGCGGUUGAAAGUAUCGUCUCUGAUGAGUUGGGUACUGGUGUUACCCGCUCCCAUGCGAAAAAGGGCAAGAAAGGCGUUAAAUCCAAAAAGCAGAAGGAGCUUCAAAAAACCAAAUAUGUCUUCCUCACCAAGGCGAAACGAUCCAAGGCUUAUGCAGAUUACUUCAACCCACUCACCGAGGUCGAGAAUCGCCUUAUGGGCCUAUCUGAUACGGUCAGAGCUAUCAAUCAUUACGUGUUACGUUGCUAA
This is a messenger RNA of Suillus discolor, 2091 nucleotides long. Its product is annotated as HORMA domain-containing protein. The transcript is spliced from 16 exons. The record is from RefSeq and is a predicted model, not a curated record. The annotation marks the transcript as partial. Lineage: Eukaryota; Fungi; Basidiomycota; Agaricomycetes; Boletales; Suillaceae.